AUGGAUCCUAGGUUCAAUGGAGAGUGGAGGGCAUCUGAGAUCCAAACAGUGAAAUCUCUCAUUGCCAGGCACAACACCAACAAUAAUCAUGCCAACAACAUGAACAAGAAGCACACUGACAUUGUUGAUGAGCUCCAAGCAAUGUUCCCCUUGAAGGAAAAGCAUCAGGUAACCAACUUAUACGUUGAACUCAUGGUGGAGAUAAUUCAAAGUGGCAACCAACAUGUAGCAACAAGUAGCAACCUCAUGAAUGGCAACUUUGGAAUGCCGAUGGAGGAUCCUGCCAUGGGAAACAUGGAAGAAGUGCUAUGCAGUUCUCUUAUGGAGGAGAUGGGAGCCAUGAGGAAGGGGGAAGAGGCACUGCAGAAGCAGCCCACUCUUCGGAAGCAACAUGCCGCAAGGUUUUGGACUGAAGAGGAGCACAGGCAAUUCCUCUAUGGUUUGCGUGCAUACGGCCGUGGCAAUUGGAAGAUCAUCUCCAGGCACUAUGUUCCCAGCAAGACCCCGGUGCAGAUCUCCAGCCAUGCCCAGAAGUAUUUUCAAAGGCUACAAAAUCCCACCAAGAAGCAGCGCUACAGCAUUAAUGAUGUCGGCCUCUACGAAGCUGAGCCUAGGGUGCAGAACAAUGCUUCUGGCCAGGAGAGGCUCACCUUUGCAAGAGGUGCCUACAACCCAAAUCACUAUGGCUCUGGUGGCCAGCCUACUGCUAUGAACAAUCUUCCCAAAGUUAGGUUGCCACUUCCACACAUCACUAGCCAAGCAAGCAGCAGCCAGGCUGCCACCUUGGCUACCGGUCAUCAGCAACAGAUGGAAGCUAAUGGUUCUUUUGUAGCUCCGUCAGUGGAGGGGGAUGGGAGCCACAUGGCUUGGACUAGUGAUCAGCAAGGAGAAUUUCUUGAUAAUCAGUGGUUCAUGGAUCUACGCAUGGACUAG
Setaria italica (foxtail millet) is the source of this 933-nucleotide messenger RNA. RefSeq names its product myb-like protein H. Bases 1 to 933 code for a protein of 310 amino acids. The transcript has 2 exons. Lineage: Eukaryota; Viridiplantae; Streptophyta; Magnoliopsida; Poales; Poaceae. The record is from RefSeq and is a predicted model, not a curated record. Gene Ontology annotation, molecular function: DNA binding.